AUUAAAAAGGCUUAGAUCAAUUGUUUUUUGUUAACAUUGAUGGGACAACAUAAACAAGACAAUGGAUAUCAGUAUUUUUGUUGUACAUACAGCUUGUUUAUGGAUUUUUGUUUUCAAAUCAUCGGCACAAGAGGUUGAUGAACGAUGUAAAGUGGAUUGUGCAUGCUGUAAGAAAGGAAAAUGUGGAUUAGGGACAUAUUUUUCGGAGGAAUGUACUCUAGGCUGUAUAGAUGGCUAUAGAGGUGCUCGAUGCUGGAUUAAAUGUAAAUUCAACUGUCCAAAGUGUGCCGUUGAUUAUUCGUUAUGUACGGCAUGCUAUGAUGGAUAUUAUCUAGGCCCUGAUAGUGACUGUACAUCAAAAUGCUUACCCGGAUGUAAAACAUGCACGACAGGAACCACGUGUACAUCAUGUAAGGAGGGAUAUGAAAAUAACAACAAUACAUGUAAUAGUCUCUGUCCAAGUACCUGUAGCACGUGUUUGUCGAAAACAAGCUGUGGGUCGUGCAAGGAUGGUUAUUAUAUCGGUUACCAGAACGACAACAUUGACCUCCCUAAAUUGAACAACUGUACGUACAAAUGUCGAGAUAAUUGUGUACGAUGCACUUCUUAUGACAAUUGCUCUGUUUGUAAAACUGGUCUAUAUGGAACAAACUGUGCGAAAAAUUGUUCAGUUGGUUGUAGCGCAAACACUUGCGAUAUACAAACUGGAAACUGUGAAUGCGACCCUAAUUAUGCUGGGGAAAGAUGUGAUAAAUGUAAAACCGGGAAAUACGGAAAAAAUUGCGGUCAACAAUGUCCCACGGGAUGUAAAAAUAACGUGUGUGAAAAAGAUUCCGGAGAGUGUACAGACGGUUGCACUUCAGACACAAUCAUUGGUAAUAAAUGUGAUAUUUGUUUAGCUGGUUGGUAUGGGAAAUACUGUAACAUGUCUUGUUCUGUCGGCUGUAAAAAUCAGCGAUGCAACGAAAGUGAUGGGAAAUGCUUAAAUGGAUGUCUUGAUAACUUUGUAGGAGGUAAAUGCAAUCAGUGUCUAGCUGGUAAAUUUGGAGAAAUGUGCAACAGUGACUGUCCACAUAAUUGUGAUUAUAAAGGCUGCUUGAAAGACUCCGGCAAUUGUAUUGAAUGCAGUCAGAAUUUCGGUGGUGUGAAAUGUGAAAAAUGUGCUGUUGGAUUUUUUAGUUCACUUUGCUCUGAAAUAUGCCCGGUUAAUUGUUUAGACAGUGUAUGUGAUAGAGAAUCAGGCACGUGUUCUGAUGGCUGUAAAAACAAUUAUUCUGGUGACAUAUGUUGUACUAAUAAUAAUAACUGUAUUACAUGUUUGUCGGAGACUAGGUGCAAACAAUGCACGUCUGGAUAUUUUAAUGACAAAUGUGACAAACAAUGCCCAGAGAAUUGUCUUGGUUCUUGUAAUAUUGAAUCAGGGAAUUGUAGCAGCUGCAAAGAUAACUAUUAUGGUGAAAGCUGCAACUUUUCUUGUUCACCUACGUGCAAAAUACGAACAACGGCAAGUGGAAGUGUAUGUCAGCAGACAAAUGGGAAGUGUCUAUAUGGAUGUGUUGAUGGUUUCUAUGGUUUACAGUGUUCCGAGAAAUGCUCUGUUUAUUGUAACGAUACACUCUGUGACCGAGAGGACGGCCAAUGUACAAAGGGUUGCCAAGUUAAAGUAAUAAAUGAUCCCGUUUGUCCUUUGAUCUCAGAUCAACCGGUGAAUACGGCUGCUGUAGUAUUUGGAACUCUUUUUGCUGUGUCAGUAGUGGGUAACAUCAUUACAGUGUCUGUGCUGUUACUCUUGAAGUGUCGGCAAAGAAACAAUGUCAAAAACAAGGCAAGAGGACCAUCUUAUGAAAAUUCUGAAAUAGUACUAGAAUGUGGAAAUUUUGCAAGUAUUGAGAACAAUAGAAGUACACAAGCAUCAAACAGUGGCACUUCAAUGACGUCAGAUAACUAUGAGAAUCUUGAAAGCUUGCAAGAAUCUGAGCAUGAAUAUGGACGAAUACAACCGGGCACUGGACUUAACUGAUUAACUAGACUCACGGGUUUACAUUCAUUGUGAUUCAUUACCACACUUUCUUAAAUGUGACGCAGUGCUUCACUUCAUUUCUUGUUCAUAAUUUGUUUAACACUCUUGUAAAUAUUGAUGUUAAAAUCAAAAGGAAAGUUAAUUGUCAAUUAUAUAUAUAUAUUGUUUAUACAUCAGCAUGUAAAACGUUGCACUAUUUAGUAUUUGGACGACACUUCACUCAAUAUUGUGUCAUAUCCCGUACUUAAAAAACAAGUGUAGUGUUUGUGUGGCACGUCUUGACAAUGUAUUUUUGUAUACUAGUCUCAAUAUUGCAUCAAUAUCUACAUGCACAAUGAAGUUGAUUUCACCUUUAAGUUAUUAUUUUUAUCUAUAUUGUUCUAGAUCUUUUAAAACAAUAUAAAAUAAUAGAAAAAUAGAAAAAAAGUUAUAAUUUUGGGAUAGGAAUUUCAUAGAAUAUUCACGAGAGAUUUUAAUGUGUGUAAAACUUUAAACAUAAAACAUUUACUUAUUCAAUUAACGUAAAGUCAUAUUACGUUUCAGUUAUAUUCAACAAAUGACAGUUGCGCUAUUGGCAGUUGAAUGAAUUGUUUCAAUUUUUUUUCAAUGGUGUUUUUGAAUUAGUUCAUACAAAUUGAGUAACAGUUUAGGGUGUAUUAGACUUAUGUUACCAUAACGAUAAUUGUACAUAUGUUUUGAUUAAAUUGUAUAGUUAUUCAUCUAUUUUGUUAACAAAAAACAAUGUGUAUACCACGCUGUAAUUUUUAAGAAUUAUGUUGUUUAUAAUAAGUAGAUCAUCACAAGACAGUUUUUUCAUCUGCAAGUAAUUAAUUGUCCUCGUGUUAGUGAGUGAAUCUUUUGUUAGUGAGCUAUACAAUUUAGUGGUACCCGAUAAACACCCUGUUACACUUGACUGCGCGUCAACUGUGUUUACACGGCGUUGUUAAAUUUAACAAAGCACCGCGAGACCGCAAUAAAAUAAUGAGGUAUUUUUGAUGACAUGGAAACUUCACACACCGUCUUCACGCCGUCCUCAAGGCGAUCAUGGCGAUGCUGCGGAGCUUUCACGGCGUUUUAAAUUUUGAUUUCUGCGUUCGGACUUCGAUUCUACUGAGUUCUUUGCGCUUACAAUGCGCUUUUACGGCGCCAACACGGCGCUAUCGCGGCGCUCACACUGUGCUGAAAUUGUAAAGCUCCGUAAAGACGCCGUGCACACAAAGUAUAAACACGUUAGAGACGUCGCACAAUUUCUGAAAAAGCUCCGCGGAUAACCACUGCGUUCAUUCGGCGUUCGUUUUGCGCUUUCACGGCACUCCUGUUGCGUUGUAGAAGAUGCUACUGAGUUGCUACGGCGUCCUUACUGUGACCCAAGUGCGCUCUAUUCAGAACACCAAGUGACGGCGUUUGUUUUGAGCAUGCUCAAAAUGUGCGCCGUCGGUUGGCGUUCAAUGCGAUGCCACUACGAUGUUGUGGCGAUGCUACAGCGAUAUUUGCGAUCUAACUGCGCUCACCACGGUGUUCUGAAUUUUCUUUGGACGCCCUAUUUGGACGAUGAGAACGCCGCCCUAGUGUGACAGGGUUUCAACAGACUGAUACAACGAUGAGCUGGUCACCAAGUCCUCUGAAACCGAGAAGAUUAUUACCUUUCUAAGAAAGGAAUGAGACUGGUAUAAAAAAAUAAUUGGAACAGUUUAAGGGCAUUAUUAUGAUGGCUGGAUAUUAAAGGACAUUUUUGGGGAAUGUUAAGGGGCUGUAUCGGUUAUGGCACUUGUCAUUAUUCUUGUUCCGGCAUCUUUUAUCAUAGCUCAAUUUUCAAGACGUUGUAUUAUAGACUGUUUGUGUAUAUGUGAUGCUAAAACGUGAGUGGAAAACGACUAAGCAUCUUAACCCCUAGUUUUCUAGGGGUAAUUAGUAGCAAGAGAAAAUAAUAAAAUCUUAAUUUAGCCUUUAAAACGCGGCGCUAAAAUUCUAAUAUAAGUUUUUGCGAUUGUUUCGACUGAAAACGCUAGCACUCAGAGUCUUUAAAGGCUCGCCGAUGUAUUUAAAGUCUGUCAAAACCAUACUUUCUAUAACCGUCCAUUUUAAAAAUUACAUUUUCAUACGUGUGUUUUGGCAAAUUGAUAUCACGUUUAAGCUUAAUUCUUAAGUUGUUGCUGAACGCAAGGCAUUAUUUUCAUACGUUCAUCCACACGACUUUUUCUGCAGGAGGUUCGGCUCUUAUUCGAAUGAGAUGCAUCUUGCUUUUAUCGAGAUAUCCGAGUGGUCCGAACGAUUCAAUCUUUAAUUUUGUACUGAUAUAAUAAAACCGCCAUUAUUUCUAUGCAUUGUUUCGUAUUGUGACUUUUAAGGGUUGACUUUCGUUGUUGACCCCCCCCCCCCCCCCAAUCAAUCUCCAUCCUAAACCCACUUGGGGAUAGCGCGGUAUCAGUGCAACUCAAACUUAUACUGGUAACAUACAAAAUAAGUGAACUAUUUGCCAAUUUUAAAACAAAACUAUAUAGUAUCUAUAGUAUUAUAACUUAAAUAAUUAUAAUCAAUGUGUAGAUGAUAACAUUAGCUUCAGUCACCCAACAUGGGAAAUUCCCUGACAAGAGAAAGUAGUCCGUUUAAAAAAAAACUACAAAAAAAGAGACAAAUAACAAAUAGAGUUACACACUAUCGCUGUUGUCAAUCCCGUUAAGCAAACAACAAGUCACGUGACCUUACAAAGUAUUUUUCAUUGAUGUUCAUAUGCUUGUUUUAAUGGCUUGAGCUUAAUAAAUUUUAUGUCGUUGUUGUUGUUGUAAUGAGUUUUGCGAUAUGAAUUAGUUUAAGCACAAAAAUUAACAAUGGAAAUGAUUCGCUUAUCAAGUUUCAUCUUUGUAACGAAAACGUUUUCUACAUAUUUUACCGUUAAUUUCGCAUGAAUCGAUAUUUUUGCAGGUACAUGAUAACGAUGUAUUAUGAGAACUUUUUGCUUUACUUCCGUUUUUAAUAUUUAUGACCAUACUUUUUUAAAAUAUUAAGAUCUUAAAUAUUGCCAUUUUUAUGAUGAAUGGAAAAGUUGAAACGAAACAAUGUGGAUGUUCAAUUUGGUAUGUAAAAUAUACUAUAAUGGAUUUAAUUUCAUUUAAUAAUAAUCACACGAACUUAAAUCUAACAUAAGUAACUAGGACUAUUCGGGCAAGGAAACAAAUUAAAGGCGGAUGUAAAAAUCGUUUCGUUAGAAUAUAUUUUAUAACAAAAAAGAACAAAAAAGAGAAGAUAUAUAUUUAUUUAUUUUUGAUUUUACCUUACAUGACAUAUAGUGGGAUUGUUUGCGUGACUAUUCAAGUAUAUUUUUAUUUGCAUAUACUCUGGAUGUCUUUUGAUCUCUGUCAUCAUUUUGAUGCAAUUAACAUUUGUACAAUGUUUAAUACAAAUGAAAUCUAUUGUCAUUGUUAUAGUCGCUUAGUUUUUUUUAGAACAUUAAUUAUAAUAUAUAAAUAUAUUUCCCUGGUGUUUGUGAGCGUGCCUUGGUUUUCGCGAAGUUAUAUAUCAACCCAUGUCUAAUAUCAAAAUGUAUGCACAUUAUGUCAAAAUAAAUCUUUAUUCUGAUCUUACUAGUAUCCUAAAAGUUGCUGAACAAUAUUUUAAAUUGGAUUUGAUCUUCUUUGCAGAAAUCAAACGCAUCAAUGUCAAUUAUCAUAGUUAAAAAUAAAUUUUAAAGAUCACCGAUCGAACCGGUCUACUUACAUUUAUUUUACCUGUGUCUUGAAAUGAUAUCUAAACUAUUUUUUAUAUUAAUGUUUGUUAAAGAAAUAAUAUCGUUCUGUGCGGUGUUUAUCGGCUAUGUUUCAGCCGUAUGGAUUUUUGAUGGGAAUGAAUUGACCUCGAAGGCCGUAGGCUAACCGGUGUUAAAAUUCGAUAAACACCGCUAAGACUAAUAUUAUUUCAAUUCUUACUGAUUUGCAUAAACUAUGUGGCGUUAGUGUAUAUAAGAUAUGUUUAAGUAUCGUAUGAAACUAAAGCGUAAUAAGGACGGAAAUAUCAAUAAAAACAUAAGUGUUGCCUUAAAAGGCCUUGUUUCUUGACCUUAUCCGAGAGAGAACAUGCAUGAAAUUGAACAACUGCAUAUACAUGUAGUCUCUUACUAGUGUUUAUUGCCAGUUAAACACCUCUUUUUCUUCUUCUUUGUGAAGUGUAAAGUGACAAAAAGAGGCAUGUCAAAAUAAAGGACAAACACGAAUCGUAUUUAUUACUGAGCUUGUGUGCACAAUAUCAUAUGAUUUAUUUUCAUAUGAUACUUAAACAAUAUCUUAUAUACACUAACGCCACAUAUUUGGUGACUUUAUUUAGAUAUUGUGGACAGAAGCUCAGUAAUAAUAUGAUUACAGAUUUAUAGACACUCUCAUAAGAUAUUUUUGAAAUCGUUUAACGUGAUACAUCAGUUUUUAUAUAUGCGUCUUUUUCCCGCGCUUCAAAAUUGUUAUUUUUUACUUAUUCGCCAUUAAAACGAAUUAUUUUUCUUCUUUUUUUCCUGGUGUAUGCUGUAU
This is a messenger RNA of Ruditapes philippinarum (Manila clam), 6534 nucleotides long. Its product is annotated as multiple epidermal growth factor-like domains protein 10. The coding region runs from base 62 to 2020 and encodes 652 amino acids. NCBI's taxonomy places the organism in Eukaryota, Metazoa, Mollusca, Bivalvia, Venerida, Veneridae. Gene Ontology annotation, molecular function: scavenger receptor activity. The transcript is spliced from 8 exons. The record is from RefSeq and is a predicted model, not a curated record.